CACGCGAGCUCGUUUCAUCGUGUCAUCAUCAAUGAUCAAUCCCCCUCUCGCAGUUCGCAACCUAUUUUUUCUACUUUCUCCUGAUUUCAAUUGCUCUUGUCAAACUUUUCUGAGACAAUUCGAUUUUAGGGGUUUUUUUUUCUCUCCUUUGAUUUGGGUUUCGAUGGCAUCGAAUCCUCACAGAGGCGGUCCGGGUGGUUCUCUUUACGGCGGCGCCGCUCCUUACAGAUCCAAAGAUGGACUUAGCACUAGAACUGCUACAGGUUCAGAGGAAAUCCAGCUUAGGAUUGAUCCGAUGCACUCUGAUCUCGAUGACGAGAUCACUGGUCUCCAUGGCCAAGUCAGGCAAUUGAAAAAUAUUGCUCAAGAUAUUGGGUCGGAAGCUAAGUUUCAGAGGGACUUCUUAGAUGAACUGCAAGUGACAUUGAUGAGAGCGCAAGCGGGGGUGAAGAACAACAUAAGGAAACUGAACUUGAGCAUCAUACGAAGUGGCAACAACCACAUCAUGCACGUGGUUCUUUUCGCGCUCCUCUGCUUCUUUAUUCUCUACAUGUGGUCCAAGAUGUUUAAAAGAUGAGAGAGACUCCCGAAACAUACUCGAUGAAUGUUCUUUUAGUUUGUGGGUUGGUUCAUCUCGUUCCCUGUUAUAUAGAGUGCUUGUUGCAUUGAAGCAAGAAAGAUUAUAGUAUCACAAAACCACAUGAGAUGCUUUCUGUAUUUCAUUUGUUUUGUUAGACCGGAUUAAAUUUGAAAUAUGGAACGAUUUGUUUGGCU
Molecule: messenger RNA, 774 nt
Organism: Brassica napus (rape)
Lineage: Eukaryota; Viridiplantae; Streptophyta; Magnoliopsida; Brassicales; Brassicaceae
Product: bet1-like protein At4g14600
Exons: 4
Coding region: 32-577 (181 amino acids)
Source: RefSeq, a predicted model, not a curated record